CAUGUACUGGCGGCACAUAUGGGGUAGACUGUAGCGGACAGUGCGCCUGUCACAACAGUGCAGAAUGUGAUCAUGUGACAGGGGAGUGUAUCUGCGCACCAGGAUGGAGAGGCGCAGGUUGCGAUGAAAAGUGUGGAAAUGGCACAUAUGGUCCUGGAUGCGGGAAACUCUGCAUGUGCCGCAACGGCGCAGACUGCGACCACAUCAGCGGUGCAUGCAUGUGCAAAUCAGGAUGGCGGGACACAUUUUGCGACAAGCCUUGCCCUGAGGGAUUCUUUGGACUGGAGUGCCAGAGCGUAUGCAACUGUGGUAUUGGAAACCAUUGUGACCCAGAAACUGGAGAGUGCACGUGCGCUGCAGGCCUCACAGGACUGCGCUGUACGGAGCCGUGUCGUGAGGGAACGUGGGGCAUUGAUUGCAAAAACCAGUGUGAUUGCGAGAAUGAAGCCACUUGUGAUCCCUUCUCUGGGUUCUGCCUUUGUAAGCCAGGAUGGAAGGGGCCUACUUGUGAAGAAGCUUGUGAACCUUUCUUUUAUGGCACGAACUGUGGUCAGAGAUGCAUGUGCAGCAAUGGUGCCUUGNAGUUGAAGUGGUUUACAUCUUGUGAACCUUUCUUUUAUGGCACGAACUGUGGUCAGAGAUGCAUGUGCAGCAAUGGUGCCUUGUGUGAUCAUGUGACUGGCGCAUGUAACUGCACCAAUGGCUGGACAGGGAUGUCAUGUGACACACUUUGUAUGGAAGGUUUCUAUGGCCCAGACUGCAGGCUGGUUUGUGAAUGUAGCAAGAACAGCAAAGAGUGUGACCGCUUCACAGGAAAAUGUAUUUGUAAAAAAGGAUACAUAGGCAAAACAUGUAGUGAUGGCUCAGUGUGA
This is a messenger RNA of Lingula anatina, 872 nucleotides long. RefSeq lists its product as uncharacterized. NCBI's taxonomy places the organism in Eukaryota, Metazoa, Brachiopoda, Lingulata, Lingulida, Lingulidae. The record is from RefSeq and is a predicted model, not a curated record. Gene Ontology annotation, molecular function: scavenger receptor activity; protein binding; calcium ion binding.